Molecule: messenger RNA, 689 nt
Organism: Carya illinoinensis
Lineage: Eukaryota; Viridiplantae; Streptophyta; Magnoliopsida; Fagales; Juglandaceae
Exons: 3
Coding region: 139-624 (161 amino acids)
Source: RefSeq, a predicted model, not a curated record
UAUAAAACCCUCCCCACCUUACCUUCGCUCCUAUAUAUGUUUCUUUUCAAAAAGAUACUAUAGCAAGUGCUCAAUAUUCGAGAGCGACAGAGGCGGAACCAUCUUCAAGACGUCAAGUGCUCUCUGUAAUUCACCAAAAUGGGCAAGGUAGCUGGUGCUUUCAUCUGCAUAUUGAUCGUGGGAUUGGAUGUUGUGGCCGGUAUUCUGGGUAUUGAAGCCGAAGUUGAAGAAAACAAGGUGAAGCACCUGAGGCUGUGGAUAUUCGAGUGUCGACAACCAAGCAAACAGGCAUUGAAGCUAGGGUUAGCAGCAGCAGGAGUUCUGGCUAUAGCCCAUGUCAUAGCAAACUUGCUUGGUGGCUGCAAUUGCAUUUGCUCUCAGGAAGAGUUCGCAAAGGCUUCCCCUAGCAGGAAACUCUCAGUGGCAUGCUUCGUUUUCACUUGGAUAAUAUUUGCUGCCGGAUUGGGCAUGCUGGUGAUUGGGACAUGGUCAAAUCACAAGUCCAACGCUUCUUGCGGUUUCACACACCAUCAUUUUCUGUCCAUUGGUGGGAUUUUGUGUUUUGUUCAUGCUCUGUUUAGUAUUGCAUAUUACGUUUCUACCGUUGCUAUAGUUAGUGUAUAAGACGACUGUAUUUAAUAUUACUCAUUUACUAAUCCGUAUCUUUCGUGCUAUAUUCUGACUUCUAA